AUGCAGUCCACUUCCCCUUCUCCCGGAGCUCCCAUCUUCAAAAGGGCCUCUGUACCCCCGCAGAGAUUUUUAUUUAACGGCUCUCCAUCGACACGGUUUUCUCCCCUUGAGCGCUCUCCUCCUUGCCCUGUUAUGGAUGACUUCGAGGAGAAAUUUUAUAACACAGCAUCGCCGCCUCAUAUAGCAUCUCCCACGAGCGCUAACGAUUACGCACGGCGCCGGCCCCUUUCCCCUUUUACCUUUACCUUAGUACCCCCUUUUCCCCUCACCCUCGGCAAAUACACCGCGACAAAUGGACGACACAGAGCGUCUCGACACGAGGAAUCACACCCAAAGUCAGCCCGGGACCUUAGGCCUACGCAUAAAGAUUUAAGCAAGAAAGCCACGGAGGUAAAAGCAGUGCAAAUAGAUGAACUGAAACUUAUCAUGGGAGGGCGAGUCCCAGAACCUAGCAAGGUCGGCCUCUACACAGGGCAACAGGAGUUCAUGGGCUGUUUUGAUGCCAAAUUACGUAAUCGCAGAGAUCACCGCUUUCAUACAGACUCGAGAACUUUCCCGGAACUUAUUACUGGAAAUUAUACACUAGGAAAUUCGCAGGUCCUUUCCCUCGGUGCCGACGUCCUUCCGGAAUAUAAACUCCAGUCGCCGCGAAUACACAAAUGGACGAUCCUACACUAUUCUCCGUUCAAGGCGGUGUGGGAUUGGAUUAUCCUUCUCCUGGUCAUCUAUACGGCUAUCUUCACGCCUUACGUGGCCGCCUUCCUUCUCAACGAGCAGGAGGAACGCAGAAAGAAUCACCAGAACCAAUACGAUAAUCCUAUUGUUAUUAUAGACCUUAUUGUUGACAUCAUGUUCAUGGUUGACAUUGUGAUCAACUUCCGUACGACCUACGUCAACCACAACGACGAGGUGGUCUCUCAUCCGGGGAAGAUCGCCCUGCACUACCUGCGGGGUUGGUUCCUCAUCGACGUUGUGGCUGCGAUUCCCUUUGAUCUCCUGCUGGUCAACCCUGAUGUAAGUGACGUUGUUGAGGGAGAACGUGAGCAGGAGGCAGAUGAUGAAAAGACCACAACCCUCAUCGGUCUGCUGAAGACGGCGAGGCUCCUCCGUUUGGUCAGAGUUGCACGAAAGAUCGACAGAUACUCUGAAUAUGGCGCGGCUGUCCUGCUCCUGCUCAUGGCGACCUUUGCGCUCAUCGCCCACUGGCUCGCGUGCAUUUGGUAUGCUAUUGGUAACGCUGAGCGGCCAGGGCUCCUCCACAAGAUCGGCUGGCUGGACCACCUCGCCAACGCGACGCACCAGUACUACUACAGUAAUAGUACGGGCGGACCAACGCUGAGGGCAAAGUACGUGACUGCGCUGUACUUCACGUUCAGUAGUCUUACGUCUGUGGGCUUCGGGAACGUGGCGCCAAAUACAGAUGCCGAGAAGAUAUUCACCAUUCUAGUUAUGCUGAUCGGCUCUCUCAUGUACGCCAGUAUCUUUGGAAACGUUUCGGCUAUCAUCCAGCGGCUCUAUGCGGGAACAGCACGGUACCACACGCAGCUGAUGCGGGUAAAGGAAUUUAUCCGCUUCCACCAAAUUCCCAAUCCGCUCAGACAAAAGUUAGAGGAAUAUUUUCAGCACGCCUGGUCUUAUACGAAUGGGAUAGACAUGGGAGCGGUGAUGAAGAUGUACCCAGAGUGCCUUCAGGCCGAUAUUAGCCUGCACCUCAACCGUAACCUCUUCGAAGCUUGUCCGUCUUUCGAAGGAGCAAAGCCAGGAUGUUUAAGAGCACUUAGCAUGAAGUUCAAAACUACACAUGCUCCACCGGGGGACACUUUGGUCCAUCGGGGUGAUGUCCUUACCUCCAUGUACUUCAUUUCAAGAGGUUCCAUCGAGAUCCUCAAAGACGAUGUUGUUAUGGCAAUCUUAGGUAAAGAUGAUAUAUUUGGCGAGAAUCCUUGCAUCUACCCAACGAUAGGGAAGUCGUCCUGCAACGUCAGAGCGCUUACGUACUGUGACCUUCAUCAAAUCAUGAGAGAUGAUAUCUUGGAUGUCCUCGACUUGUAUCCAGAAUUUGCGGACGAUUUUUCCCGCAAUUUGGAGAUUACGUUCAAUUUGAGAGACGAGGAGGCACAAGGCGUCGACCCACUGCUCCUACACAAGAAGUGCCGUCUGUCCCGAUCUCGUAGUCACUCGCAGGACACCGAGGACCCGAGACGUACGGCGUUCAGACCUCCGCGACACCGAAGGAGGCGCUACGUACAGCCUGGUUCGAGCGGGGAGGAGAGUGACUCUGAUGACAAACACCUUGACUCUGGGCGAGGUGUUGGUGAAUUCUCACCUGACAAAGUAGGGCCAGAUGGGAGUCCAAUAAACCAACAUUUCGACCAUAAACAACGUUCAGGAACCCUCAACUCCAUAACUGUGAGCUAUUCUCCAAGCGACAGUUGUGUCAAUUGA
This is a messenger RNA of Penaeus indicus, 2445 nucleotides long. It is a transcript of the gene sei, whose product is annotated as potassium voltage-gated channel subfamily H member 6-like. The record is from RefSeq and is a predicted model, not a curated record. Gene Ontology annotation, molecular function: inward rectifier potassium channel activity. NCBI's taxonomy places the organism in Eukaryota, Metazoa, Arthropoda, Malacostraca, Decapoda, Penaeidae. Gene Ontology annotation, cellular component: plasma membrane. The transcript has 19 exons. The coding region runs from base 1 to 2445 and encodes 814 amino acids. Gene Ontology annotation, biological process: membrane repolarization during action potential; potassium ion transmembrane transport.